Gongylonema pulchrum is the source of this 468-nucleotide messenger RNA. The record is from the annotation of a GenBank genome assembly. Lineage: Eukaryota; Metazoa; Nematoda; Chromadorea; Rhabditida; Gongylonematidae.
AUGAGUACGAUGCUAAAAGGCGGAUGCGAUUUUGGACCGCGCGCUGUAUCCACUCGCCUACUUGGCGGUAUCUGGUGGAUGUUCACACUGGUCAUUGUCUCUGCUUACACAGCCAACUUAGCUGCUGUGUUGACUGUUUCACGGCCUUAUAUACCGAUCAAGGAUCUGGAUGACUUAGCCAAUCAAACUCAGAUCUCUUACGGUACUCGACGAGGAGGCUCAACAAUGCAAUUUUUCCAGGAAUCGCAAAUCAGUAGCCAUGUGAAAAUGUGGAAUUACAUGAAAGAACGCGAUGAGGUUUUUGUGGACAACAAUGCCGAGGGUGUGGAGAAAGCGUUGAGCGAAAACUAUGCAUAUAUGAUGGAAUCCAUUUCACUGGAGUAUGAGAUCCAGCAAAACUGCAACCUGACACAGAUUGGCGGUGUGCUCGGUUCUAAGGGCUACAGUAUUGCGCUUCGUAAAAGUUAG